Messenger RNA from Erigeron canadensis, 429 nucleotides. RefSeq lists its product as uncharacterized. The record is from RefSeq and is a predicted model, not a curated record. Lineage: Eukaryota; Viridiplantae; Streptophyta; Magnoliopsida; Asterales; Asteraceae. The transcript has a single exon. Bases 1 to 429 code for a protein of 142 amino acids.
AUGGUAUCUUUCCAGAAUGGGCUACACUUGUCAAGUCUUUCAAGUGUCCCAUGGACCCUAAGACCUCUAAAUUCAAACGCUUCCAAGAGUCCUGCAAGAAAAGACGUGGAGCGUGCUUUUGGGGUACUUCAAGGCCGAUGGAUAAUCAUUCAACAGGGUGCGCGUCCAUUAAGUAUUAACAAAAUUAAAUGCAUCGUGUACUCUUGUGUGUUGUUGCACAACAUGAUCGUUGAGUAUAACGGGCGUGCAAUCAGUCCUUUGGAUUUGGAGCUAAUUCCCGAUACCCCGCCAACGCGUUCUUGGGACGAACGUGUAGACAUUCAGUUAUGUAUGACAGGGGAGUUACGUGAUAGGGCGACACACAACCGUCUAAGAGGCGCCCUAGUCGAGCACAUUUGGAACUUGCCGGAAAACGAACGUGAACAUUGA